AUGCCGUUAUCAGAUUUCAUCACUUCUCUUCAGGACAAUCCAUAUUUCGGAGCAGGAUUUGGCCUUGUGGGUGUUGGUGCUGGUUUAGCUGCUAUGAGAAAAGCUUCCAUGGUGGCAAUGAUUUUUUUUCGACGACAUUACAUGAUGACCUUAGAAGUGCCCUGCAGAGAUAAGAGUUAUCAGUGGUUGCUGCAAUGGAUAACACAAAAUGCCAAGCAUACCCAACACAUCAGUGUUGAAACAACUUUUAAACAGCAUGACACUGGGAAAAUUUCAACGUCGUUUGAUUUUGUUCCAAGUGUUGGAACUCAUUUCUUUUACUACAAUAAAACAUGGAUUAGAGUAGAGAGAAAUAGAGAGCAACAUACAUUAGACCUUCAUAUGGGUGUUCCAUGGGAAACCGUUACUUUGACUGCUUUAGGAAGAAACAAAGCUUUGUAUUUUCAAAUGCUAGAUGAAGCUAGAAGGUUAGCUUUAAAAAGAGAAGAAGGCAAAACUAUUAUUUAUACAGCUAUGGGCUCCGAAUGGAGACAGUUUGGCCAUCCUCGAAAGCGAAGGCCAAUAACAUCUGUUAUUUUGGAUGAAGGCCUUGCUGAGAAAAUACUUAAUGAUGUUCGAGAAUUCAUCAGUACACCCCAGUGGUACACAGAAAGAGGUAUUCCUUAUAGGCGAGGCUAUUUGCUAUAUGGUCCUGCUGGCUGUGGUAAAAGUAGUUUUAUCACUGCCCUAGCUGGAGAAUUAGAGUACAGCAUUUGUAUUUUGAACUUAAGUGAAAGAGGACUAUCAGAUGAUCGUUUGCAGCAUCUAAUGAGUGUUGCUCCCCAACAAAGUAUCAUUUUACUUGAAGAUAUCGAUGCUGCAUUUGUCAAAAGAGAAGAAGCUCCUGCAACAAAGGCUGCUUAUGAAGGUCUAAAUCGAGUAACAUUCAGUGGUCUAUUAAAUAUGUUGGAUGGAGUUGUAUCAGCUGAAGCUCGUAUACUUUUCAUGACAACAAAUUAUCUGGAAAGGUUAGAUGCUGCUUUAAUUCGCCCUGGUCGUGUGGAUGUGAAAGAAUAUGUAGGUUUUGCUUCUGAAUAUCAGCUAAGACAAAUGUUUCACAGGUUUUACCCUGAAAUGCCUAUUAGUUUGGCUGAGCAGUUCGCUGUGGAAGUGACUAAAACAAAUAAAAAUGUGAGCAUGGCUGGUGUCCAAGGCCUUUUUAUGUUUUAUAAGCAUGAUCCUAAAGGUUUAUUACAAAAUGUAGAUAAAAUUGGCCAAUUAUGAUGUAAUAUUUCAUAGACAAUUUAAGUGAAUUGAAGAUUUAUUUGCUCAAGGCACGUGUUUUAAUCAUUAUGAGACAUUUGAGGCUCUGAGAAGAAAAAGGAUGUAAGUGGACAUUUUCAAGUUUUGAGUAAAGCGACUUUAAAGAUAACAUAUUAGGUAGGCUUUCAUUGAAUUUUUUUGCGAAAACCAUGUGUACUGAUUAUCUCCAAAUUUUUAAUUUUGCCACUUGCAUCCUAUUUUUCUUUGAGACUCCAAGAUUACGCUUUUAGAGUUGAAAAGAAAUUGUUUUCCUUAGUGUUAAGUGAUUUGUCAACUUUUAAAGAACGUAAUGUGUGCAAAAUCUGGUAUACAGAACAUUUCUUGUUAUUAAAUUUGAGAUUUUUAUUGCCAACCCAGCCUUCUAGCUUGAAACUCGCUUGGUGUUGAUCUCAAUACUCCGAUGAAGAGUUUUUCCAAAUACUAUUUUUCAAGUUUUAAAAAGAAAAAUAAGUAAAUCAUUGAUGCAAAUAAAUAUAUUGUAAAAGAUAGAUAUAAAUUUAUGCAAUUAUAAUUAUUAUUUUUGAGAUACUUGUUUGCAAUGAAAAUUGACCUUCUGUAAAAUGAGUCUACCUAUGGGAAGGUGAGAAAAUGAAGCAAGUAACAAGCUACAAUCAAAUUCCGUUUUAGGGAUUUGAACACCUGUUACAGCAAAAAUAUCUUUUUAGCAAAGAUCUACAAUGGAACAAUGUCAACAUUCGUUCGAUCAGUAUAACAUAAUUUCAUUACUAAUAAAUAAUGUUGCUUGUUGCAUGGAAUUCGUUAAAAUGGGAUUUGACUACUAGAAAAAUGCUUAUGCAUUGUACUCAUGUUACUGCUAAUUAUUUAACAGUAAAUAUUUUAUGUUACGUGCAGAAUGUAUUUUUCUUAUUUUGGUUUUUACCAGUUCUAGUUAUUUUUUAUUUAAGAAAUACAUUCUUAGAACAGAAUAAAGUUGCCAUUGUGUCCAAUGUUUUUUUAGCUUUUAAGUUUUGUAAUAUCAAUGUAUGGAUUACCAAGCCAAUUCAAGGUAAUUUAUUGCCGGAAACACACUCUACUUAUUUGUUUGCAUUCCCUCCCCCCCUCCCUCAUAUGUAUUUCCUCAUUUUCAAAUAAUUUGAAAGCUUGCAUCAAUGCAAUGGUGGAUAACUAUUUUUUAUCAUUAGAAAAUCACAAUUGUCUACUUUCAGUGCUUGUAAAAUGGGGUUGUUUCCUUCAAUCAAAAGUACUACUUUUAGUCACUGAAAUUGAUAAAAUAAGCAAAAAAAAAACAGUAAA
This is a messenger RNA of Uloborus diversus, 2556 nucleotides long. It is a transcript of the gene Bcs1, whose product is annotated as mitochondrial chaperone BCS1-like. Gene Ontology annotation, biological process: mitochondrial respiratory chain complex III assembly; protein insertion into mitochondrial inner membrane from matrix. Gene Ontology annotation, molecular function: ATP binding; ATP hydrolysis activity. The record is from RefSeq and is a predicted model, not a curated record. Gene Ontology annotation, cellular component: mitochondrial inner membrane. The transcript has 7 exons. The coding region runs from base 1 to 1263 and encodes 420 amino acids. NCBI's taxonomy places the organism in Eukaryota, Metazoa, Arthropoda, Arachnida, Araneae, Uloboridae.